Messenger RNA from Trichoderma aggressivum f. europaeum, 600 nucleotides. RefSeq lists its product as uncharacterized. Lineage: Eukaryota; Fungi; Ascomycota; Sordariomycetes; Hypocreales; Hypocreaceae. The record is from RefSeq and is a predicted model, not a curated record. The coding region runs from base 1 to 600 and encodes 199 amino acids. The transcript is spliced from 4 exons.
AUGGCACUUGUUGCCUCUGGUAAGCAGAUUAUUCUCAAUUUUGAUGAUAUUGCUGUAUCAAAUGACCAUGGCUGUGCCAAUUCGACAUUGGUUGACACAUCACCCUACCAUGGCAUAGCCAUUCCGGGUCUGGUACUUAAUGCUACAAAAACUCCGGCUUGUAGCUCUACAUUAGACGAAGAAAUGAGCGUAGCAUUGUUUGGCCGGGCAACUUCACCCACAAAUGUUUUAUUUGCUCAAGGCACACUGGAUGCCCAAAUUAUCUUUGAUAUAAGUGUCAAAUUUGAAGCUUUGAUAAACGAAGCUACUUUUGACAUAUCGCCUGUUUUUACGAAUCCCGAGCUCAAUUCAAGCAAUGCAACUGUCAUUGUUAGUACUUUACAGUCCGAUUUUGGCAAUGUUAAUGUCGAGAACAAGUUUCAGUUUCACACUGGAACGGAAGGAUUGGGUCCUUACCAUAUUAAUGUCUCCUCGAAUGGUGCUGAAUACCAAUUCCUUGAGGUCUCAGUAACGAUACUUUCUGAAAACACAUUCCUUCCGGGACAAUCUAGGGCUUCUGCAUUUUUUAUCGAUAGCCUGAUCUUGGAAAACAUAGACUAA